Molecule: messenger RNA, 1741 nt
Organism: Vespa mandarinia (Asian giant hornet)
Lineage: Eukaryota; Metazoa; Arthropoda; Insecta; Hymenoptera; Vespidae
Product: tsukushi
Cellular component (GO): plasma membrane
Molecular function (GO): protein binding
Source: RefSeq, a predicted model, not a curated record
ACAGAUAGAACCAGACUUCAUCUCAGUUUCAUUAGAUAGUACGCCGAUUGACGAUUCCGUUUUUGCCGUUUCGAAAACAUGGAUCUUCGUACGCUUCCAUUUUCGAUCUUCGUCCUCUCCGUCGUUAAUUGCCAAUCGAAUUUUAAACAGUUGACUGAUAUUGUUUCUUCCAACUAUAACAACUCAACAGAAAUUCAACAAAAUUUGAAUACGACUGUUAUUCUGCCAACAACUCUUCAGAAUUUGUGUACAAUAUGCUCCUGUGGUUUGAAUUUCGUGAACUGCACUCAACGAAAUUUGAACAACACCUUUGAGGAUGCGCAAUGGCCGAAACAACCGAUCGUGGAAAUUUCAUUUAGGAAAAAUAAAUUGGUUCAUAUUAAGCCUUUUCCAUCGGUCGUCAUAGAGAAAUUGAUCCUUCGACAAAAUCAGAUUACACGUAUAGAUAAUAGCGCUUUCAAAAAGAUUAUUAAUCUUACCGAAUUGGAUCUGAGUCAUAAUGAACUCACGACGGAAAAUUUAAAACCUCAAGUUUUUGAGGGCAGAUUUUCGCCGGAAGCUUACGAACCGUUAUCGAAGCUGACAAAAUUAAAUCUUGCUAACAAUGCGCUUCACGCUUUAGACCAGGAUCUCUUCGAGCAUGUACCUUCCCUUAAAGUGUUGAUUCUUAAUGGAAAUCCAUUGAAAAUGGUAGAAGGUCAUACUACUCUUGCCAUAAAUAGUCUACCGUAUUUGGAAGAACUUGAUAUCAGUUUCUGUGAUCUAGAUGAAUUACCAAAACAUAUAUUCUAUAAACCCAGAUACCUGAAGAAAUUGGUAUUAAAUGGCAACAGAUUCAAUGAAAUACCAAAGGCUUUAGCAAGGGCAACAGCAGUAGAGAUUUUAAGUCUUGACGAAAAUCCAAUAAAGAUAAUCAAUCGAUUGAACGCAUUCCCGCUGAUGCCCAAUCUGAAAGAAUUAAAUCUGUGUUGCAUGCCAGAUCUGAUUGAAAUUGGUAGUGAAUCUUUUUCUAAAUUAAUAGGUUUGGAAAUUCUCCGUAUACAGAACUGUCCGUUGUUGAAGAAGAUUGACGAGAACGCCUUGAAGAAGGAAAUGGCUAUGUGGCCGCCUUUGAAGAUCCUCGAUUUAUCGGAUAACGCCCUACGUUAUUUACCGUCGCAACUCGUAGGAAGGUGGGACAGGCUUGAAGAAUUGGAUCUGAUGAACAACGAAUGGAGCUGCGAUUGCAAUAAUCAAUAUCUGAUCAAUUCUUUACUACCACAUCAUGGAAAAAGAUUGAUGGGCGAAGAAGUGAACGAAUUGAAGUGCAAUAGUCCGCUGGAAUAUUCCAAGCAAAAUCUUAUGUCCCUAGCGAAUAAAAAAUUGCAUUGUUUCGACAUAUACGAAUCCCAUUCCAGCAAAAUUGGCGUCUUACACAUCGGGGUUGUAGUCGGCUUAUUGUUUAUUAUCCUGCUCAGCCUUGCGAUAAUCAUUCUCUAUCAACGAGGACACUUUAUUCUUUGCAAUAGUCGAGGAGCAGCGACAUAUUCCCGAGCCUUUUACAAACGUACAUCAAAUGAUUACGACAUUUAGGAAUUUAUAGUAAUUAGUAUGAUUAGAAUCUAGUCUAGACGAAGAAGACAUUUUAUACGGAUUAGUAGUUCAUUGAUAUCAUUAAGACAUUAAUAUUUCAUUUAUUCUUAAAUAUCUUAAGUAUUUGAUCGUUGUAUGAUCAUUGAACAUCUUUCUUUUUUUUGUAAGA